Messenger RNA from Ostertagia ostertagi, 1755 nucleotides. The record is from the annotation of a GenBank genome assembly. Lineage: Eukaryota; Metazoa; Nematoda; Chromadorea; Rhabditida; Trichostrongylidae.
AUGUCUCGGAAGCGUGAACAUGCCGUCGAUUGUGAAAUGGGUAAACGUGGUGUGUGGUUGGUUAAGGUCAAAUUGAAGUCUCGUCCAGGUCUGGUUUUGCCGGCGUCCAUCUCCUCAAGCUUGAAAGGUCCUGCAAAAAUUCCUGAUGAACAUUCCUUCAUUCUCGGUGAUGUCCUCAACCAGACCAUGGCAGUGCUUGUGCAGAAGAUAAGACAGGUCUCAACGAAGAGGCAGAAGUCAAGUGAACCAGGGCGGCUUUCAAUUGAAGGAAGGGUUGUAAAGAGAGCAGAAUGUCGCCCUCCAGCGUCAAGCAGCUAUUUGAAAAUGAAAAUCGCUCAAAUCUCUAGUAGUGGGCAACCGAAGAAGCAAGUUCUACAGAUGGAGAAGGCAGCUGUGAAAUUCAAACCUGUCGCCGCACACGCGGAGGAUAUGAUGAGAAUUAAGCAGAAGAAAGAAGGAGCAAAGACAGUACGCGCAGAUCGUAAUGUACUCAUGCAGGCUUUGUUCCACGCCUUCGAGAAGCAUCAGUACUACAGAUUACAAGAUCUGCAGCAGUUGACGCAACAACCUGCUGGAUAUGUUAAGGAACUGUUGACAGAAAUUGCCGUGUACAAUACUGCUCCACCGCAUAAAAGCAUGUGGGAGUUGAAGCCUGAAUAUCGGGAUUAUGCGGUGCAAAAGCUCGAUUCCUUGAAAGUGAUCCAGAAAUUUGGCAAAGGUGCGCCGGCGCUCUGCGGAAUGCCUAAAAACUCCGCAGUCCAUCUGCAAAUCAGCGAUCCUCUGGGUGAGUGGAGACCUGGUUUCAACGAUACCAAAUCUAUAGCAGUUUUCACAAAAGGAGGUAAAAGAAUGCUGGAUCCACGAAUGUAUCGCGAGAUUGUGCGGAACUUUAUGUGCGAUUCGUUUGACACUAUGCUCGAUUAUGAUGUACCGCGAGGUUCUCUCAACAAACGCCUUUCCAAAGCAAUUGAUCGAACGAAAACGUUCUACGAACUAGUGGUGGAUCAUGAUGAAAGCCCCGAGGGAGCUGUGAUCGUCUCAUUGGGUGGAGGAUUCAAUGAUUAUUAUCGGAGAAAAUGCGCUGUGGAUGUUGGUCUCAACAAAAGGUGUGAUGGGUAUUCGGUCGAUCUGCGAGAAUUUACACACGGGAGCGAGGUGGACAAAGAAGAGUUGAAGAAACUCGUUGAAGAGACGUUUGGCCCUCUCCCACCUACUCGAUUUCGCUUCGUGUCUGGACCUUUCGAUCCAGCUAUGGUGUUGUACCUUGUUCGGCUCGGAUUUGAUUGUUUCGACUCAUCGUAUGCUAUCAAGAUCUCUGAAGAGGCAAAAUGUCUUCGCUUAGCCGACGAUUACCCAUACUCGUCGCAGUUUGAGCUUUUGGAAUUCAACGACGAUAAGUAUGCUAUUCUUUCAGUGAUGCCGCUCCGAAGGGUGGACAAUGAGACCGAUUUGGAGCGACAAUAUCGAGAGGCACGCGAAGAAUUGAACAGAUGGAACUCAUCAUUCUGGGAGAGGCACAACACUUUAUUUGACAGGAGAAAGUCUGAAUUCGUCCAAAAACGAAAAAAGGAGAUUGGACGGAUAGAGCAAAUUUCGGCAAAUGAUCUAUCUGUUUUCUACAAGGAGUUUCUUGAUCUAGAACAUGCGAACUUGAUGGCAUACAACAAAGAGUGGUACCGGCGUAACCUUGCACUGUGCUGGCCAGCACUCAAAGUGAAUAUGAUUCGAUUUAUGCGAUUAUUAAAAAGGUCAUGA